AUGCCUACCCGCCGGCGAGGUGUUCCCUCCCUGUCGGCGAGAUCCUGCGACCUUGCAGUCGGCUGUGGCAGUCCUUCCUGCCCUUGGGGAACCAGGCUGGCUAUGGGCAAUCUGGAGACUGGCUCUCUUGGGACUCGUGUGGCUGCUCGUGGAGGAUGCGGUCGGGGGCCGGUUCACACCGAUGGGAGAGGGAACGUGACACAGUUCUGUGUGGCCCCGGAUGGUCCAUGCAGUAUAUAUAAACUCUUUGCGAAGGGUGCCCACUCCCCAAUAAGAUCCCCCAAAUCCAACCCAGCCGACGAACUCAGCGCACCACACUCAUCGACCCAUCACAUGUUCUCACAAAAACUUAACCCCGUCAUGUUUCAAGUCCCGAAACCCAUCAUGAUGCUGGCCCUGGUGUUGCUUGCAUGCAGUUUACCAGCGCCGGCGAGUUCCGCACCCGGGCAGGUGGUUGACCGGCCGCUCGGGCUUGAGAGCCGGGAAUUACGAUGCACCUGUCGACUUUAUGGCGGCUGCCAUUGUUGA
This is a messenger RNA of Puccinia triticina, 528 nucleotides long. RefSeq lists its product as uncharacterized. The transcript has 4 exons. The record is from RefSeq and is a predicted model, not a curated record. The coding region runs from base 1 to 528 and encodes 175 amino acids. Lineage: Eukaryota; Fungi; Basidiomycota; Pucciniomycetes; Pucciniales; Pucciniaceae.